CAGUCGUUUCAAGGAGAGAGAGAAAAGGAAGAAAGUGUGGUGUUUAGCGCCGGUGGUAUCCACAGCCAUGAGGAUCGUUCGCAGAGACAUCGUUCCUAAUGGACCUGGUAGCGUUAAGAUGGUGGCGGUGGAUUCCGAUGAUCUGUGGUUUGCGUAUAACUUGAUUGCUCCCGGAGACUCUGUCAUGGCCGUUACUGUUAGGAAGGUUGUUAGAGAGGCCGCUCAUGGCGGUCGAGAUGCAGAGCGCGUUAAGCUCAAACUGGAAAUUAAAGUCGAAGAGGUUGCUGAUUAUGACAAAGAAGGUUCUAUUCUCCGUGUUCGUGGAAAGAACAUUUUAGAGAAUGAACAUGUCAAGGUAGUGAACUGCGACUGUCAUCCAGAUUUCUUCUCCAAAUUAAAAUCCAUGCCAUAUUUUGUAGCCGGUGCAAGUGCUGAUCUAGCAGUGGUGUUGAUGCAGGAAGGAUUAGCUCAUAUCCUCCUUGUUGGUAGAAGUAUGACUGUUACUCGAUCACGGAUAGAAACAUCUAUUCCACGCAAGCCAUGGGCCUGAAUUGCUGGUUAUGAGAAAGCUUUGGAUAAGUUCCUUCGGAAUGUUCUGUUUAGGCUUCUUGAACAUAUCGAUUUCAACGUGGUUCGCUGUGCUGCAAUGAUUUCCGACAGGUUUUGAAAUUCUGUUUCUGUUUCGGAUCAGUUUCAUCGUCACUUAUUUUUGGAGGCAGAACGAAGACAGUUGCGACCUAUUAUUGAAAACAAAUCCACGCAUCAUUCUUGUGCAUACAACUUCAGAUACAAGCAUAGUUUAAGGGAGGUUUUGGAUGCUCCAAAUGUCAUGAAUUUGAUAAAAGAUACUAAAGCAGCACAAGAGGUACCAUCAAAGCCCGUAUCUUUUACUUUUCCUCUUU
This is a messenger RNA of Vigna umbellata (rice bean), 902 nucleotides long. NCBI's taxonomy places the organism in Eukaryota, Viridiplantae, Streptophyta, Magnoliopsida, Fabales, Fabaceae. The record is from RefSeq and is a predicted model, not a curated record.